This is a messenger RNA of Xenopus tropicalis (tropical clawed frog), 1127 nucleotides long. RefSeq names its product superoxide dismutase 3 (gene sod3). Lineage: Eukaryota; Metazoa; Chordata; Amphibia; Anura; Pipidae. The record is from RefSeq and is a predicted model, not a curated record. The transcript is spliced from 2 exons. The coding region runs from base 124 to 843 and encodes 239 amino acids. Gene Ontology annotation, cellular component: cytoplasm; Golgi apparatus; extracellular region. Gene Ontology annotation, molecular function: superoxide dismutase activity; copper ion binding; metal ion binding. Gene Ontology annotation, biological process: superoxide metabolic process.
GGUAAUAUUACCCAAGCGCUCCCAGCUUGCACUCAUUGCCUCCUUGUGCAGCCCCCCUGCCCUGCAGCGCAGUGUCCAGGCACCGAGAGUCUGCAAGGUGUGCUAACCGAGAUUGUACCCACCAUGAACAAUCUGUUGUACUUGGCCGUGGCUCUCACCGUUUGUGAACUGCUCAGCGCUGGAGCAGAAGUGGUGAAACCGGUGGAAGAAGAACUUCUGACAGACACAAACAAAAAAGUCAACGAGCUGUGGAUAAACCUUCUCAAUAUGAAGCCGACGGAUAAUGACGGGAUUGCCUACGCAACCUGUAGUCUAAGUCCUAGUUCCAAACUGGAACCAUCAGAGGUAAAAGUGACAGGACUUGUGCUGUUUAAGCAGGUUUUUCCUAGCGGCACGCUCGAAGCCAUUUUUGAUUUAGAAGGGUUUCCAACUGAUGCCAAUCAGUCAGCAAGAGCUAUUCACAUCCACACAUACGGCGAUCUAACCAAUGGAUGCGACUCUGCCGGUGGCCACUAUAACCCUAUGUCUGUAGACCACCCACAGCAUCCUGGUGAUUUUGGCAAUUUCCGUGUCAGGGAUGGAAAGAUCCAAAAAUUUUUUGCAAAUCUUGAUGCCACUCUCUUUGGUCCAUUCUCUGUCAUCGGCAGAUCAGUUGUGGUCCACAAACAAGCAGAUGAUCUUGGCAAAGGGAACAAUCAGGCCAGUUUGGAGAAUGGAAAUGCAGGGAAACGCCUGGCUUGUUGCAUUAUUGGAUCCAGCAGUAAAAAUAACUGGGAAAAGUAUGCCCAAGACAGUGCAGCACCAAGGAACCUCAGGUUUUCCAGACGGGUAAAAAAUGGUUAAUCUUCGAUGAACUCCAGAAGUCUAGCUGUUAUGUUAGCACACUGACUUGCGCUCUCUGCCUAAUCUUUUUCCAGUGUCCCAAUAGAUCUGUCAUCGACACCAGUGUAAAUAUAUUCACUCCAUUACUGUUCAGCAUAGCCAGUCGGUCUAUAAAAUACCUACAAAUUAUCAGGAGGGGGUUCAUAUUGUUAUUACACCACAAAAGAAGCCUUUGUCACUUAUCUUGGGUAAACUGUAUCACAUGUAAUCACUUUCAAAUAAAAAUUGCCUUUACCAAUACAGCA